Molecule: messenger RNA, 2814 nt
Organism: Pichia kudriavzevii
Lineage: Eukaryota; Fungi; Ascomycota; Pichiomycetes; Pichiales; Pichiaceae
Exons: 1
Coding region: 1-2814 (937 amino acids)
Biological process (GO): nuclear-transcribed mRNA catabolic process, nonsense-mediated decay; deadenylation-dependent decapping of nuclear-transcribed mRNA
Cellular component (GO): P-body; cytoplasm
Molecular function (GO): 5'-(N(7)-methylguanosine 5'-triphospho)-[mRNA] hydrolase activity; manganese ion binding; RNA binding
Source: RefSeq, a predicted model, not a curated record
AUGUCGAUCCCACUCAGAGAAGGGUUUGUUGACGAAACAUUAGAGAGAUGCCUUGAAGAUUUAUUAGUUAGGUUUGUUGUGAAUUGUCCAGAAGAAGACCUUUCAUCAAUUGAACGUGUUUUGUUUCAAAUUGAAGAAGCACACUGGUUUUACCAGGACUUUUUAAGGACAUUAAAUCCACUUUUACCUUCAAUGAAGAUGAAGCAAUUUACAAAUACAUUGAUUGCACAGUGCCCGCUAAUAUGGAAAUGGGGUGAUCCAUCAGAAGCGCUUGCUCAGUUUGGAAAAUACAAGUCGACUAUUCCUGUAAGAGGAUGUGCACUUUUAACUCCAGCAAUGGAUAAAAUUCUACUAGUCAAGGGUAUUGAAAGUUCUUCGUGGGGAUUCCCGAGAGGUAAAAUAUCCAAAGACGAGUCUGACGUAGAUUGUGCUCUCAGAGAAUUAGAAGAAGAAACAGGAUUCGAUGCAACCGAUUUGAUCGAUGAGGAUGCUUUUGUUGAGAGAACGAUCAAAGGAAAAAAUUACAAGAUUUAUAUUGUUAAGAAUGUCCCCGAAGAUACCGUCUUUUCACCGAAAGUUAGAUGUGAAAUCGUUGACAUUCAAUGGAAAGAGAUCAAACAGUUAAGUAAAGCAGUCAAAACUUCAGGGAACUACUACCUUGUAGGAUCUAUGCUAAAGUCCAUUAUCUCAUAUAUCAAGAGGAUCAAGAAUAACGAUAGUGAACAGGAAUUGAAGAGGCUAGCAACGAUUCAAUUGAAGAAGAUCUUAGGCAUAAAUGAGUUUUCGACAGACAAGGAGGAAUAUGAGACUGCCGAUCCGGGUAGAGCUUUGCUUUCUGCUCUUCAAUCUUCAGCCAAGGGUGCUCAGGUUCCUACCGAGUUAGAAAAGCAAAUAGUUACACAAAACCAAACAAUGUUACAGCAGUACCCACAGCAAUUCCAACAACCACAACAACUGCAACAACAAUUGCCAGUUCACCCAAAUCUGCAAGGUCUUUCCAGUCAUCCAUUCAUGUCACCCAAUUUGUUAUCACUACAACAGAAUAGGAUGAUACCUGCACAUUCGCAUAAUCCAUUUGCAUUGCAGAUGUUUAAUCCAUAUAUGGCUCCAUUUGGAGUCCCUCCACAUAUGAUGUUUAAUAAUCCACCAGUUCCCCCAAUUAUGGGCGCCGGUGUUAGCUCCCAAAGUAUGCAACUUGCACCAUCUGCUUCAACAUUUUCCAAACCUCAAUUUUCUUUAGCAAACAAGAGGCAAUCGACGGAGAACAGCAAAGAACUUUUAAGCAUUUUGAAAUCGAAACCCAAGCAAGAGCAAAAGAAAUCGAAUAGUAUUGAAUUGCUGAAUAUAUUGAAAAAAGAGCCAGUUAAUCAGCAGUCCUCUCCAUCUUCAGCGCCAUCCUCAGCACCUGUACCAAUACGAAUUUUAAAGCGUGAAAAACCUCCAACCAAAGAAGAAUCCAAGCUAGACUCGUUUUCUGCAACUGAAGAGAAGGAACGCAGUAAUUCAAGAAAUGUCCAGGAACCACUUGAUAUCACGGAGCCUGCAAAUAAAGAAACUUCACGUGAUAUCAGUAAACCACUUUCUAGUGGAAAACCCAUUGUAUUAUUAAGGAAAAAUAGUAAUAUUUCUGCCUUUUCAACAACUGGUACAUCCAAACCAGAAACUAAGAUAGAACCACUUAGGGAGGCACCAUCAUCCAUAGGAGCUGGUGGGGUCGCUCAGAAAACAAAACAAAAGCCACAAAAAUCUUUAGAUAAUCUGAGUUUGCUCAACAUGCCAAAUCCGGACAAUAUUAAGGAUCCAUCAGCUGAAUUGUUAAAUAUACUAAAGAAUAGUCCAGCUACAGGGAACGCAACCCCCGCCAAUUCUACACCAGGAUCAAGAUCUGCAUCCGUAAAUGCGUCCAGUGAUCCUUCUAGAAAUUUAUUGGAUUUGCUAAAAAGUAAACCAACCACCCCUUUGCCAUUACGUACCUCACGAUCACCCGAAUUGGGCAGUUCUAAAGAUUUACUGGAUGUUCUUAAGGGAAAACCAAAUAACUCGAAUGAUCAAGUUUCGUCUCAAAAUCUAUCAAACAUGUCACAUGCCCAAUCAGGAACACCAGUAGCGGCAAGUCCAGAUAGUGACCCAUCAAAGAAUUUACUGGAUAAGCUAAGGAGCACUCCUAGAACCCCGGUAGUAACAGAUACCGAUCCUUCAAAAGAUUUAUUGAACAUGUUAAAGAGUAAGCCUACAACACACAAUUCCCCUGUUCCUAGUCAGUCUGCAGAUUUAUUAAGCACAAAAGCGGCUAAAACCGCAGCACCAAAUACGCCAUUUGUUGAUCCUUCGAAAGAUUUGCUUAGCCUACUAAAGGAUGAAAAAGUACCUCCAGUAUCAUCUGUCAUGGAUACAUCUGACAAGCUAUUAAGCAUGUUAAAAAGCAAAAAUGAUACUGAUGAAACUCCAGCUAAUAAAGAGGCAGAUUCGACUGCUGCUAUUUUGGAAGCACAUAAUCAAGCAAGGACUACUCCGAUUGCGGUUUCACAGGACGAAUUGGUCGACUUACUGAAGAAUGCCAAGAAAUCUACUGAAUAUAACACUACUCCAAACCAUACGACAACAUCAGCAACAACACCAUCGUCUAAACAAUCUGCAUGUCUGUUAUCUGUUCUCAAAGGACCAUCUUCACAGAAUGUGUCAGAUGUCACUUUCAACGACGAUAGUGACAGUGAUGACGAAGAGGAUGAAUUUCAGGAUUUUGAGGAUUUUGAUGAUGUUGACGAUAUUGAAGGUGAAUAUAUACUAAAUGGAGGAUUGUAUGCUGAUGAUUAG